Messenger RNA from Lactuca sativa (garden lettuce), 1686 nucleotides. It is a transcript of the gene PEL3, whose product is annotated as HXXXD-type acyl-transferase family protein. NCBI's taxonomy places the organism in Eukaryota, Viridiplantae, Streptophyta, Magnoliopsida, Asterales, Asteraceae. The record is from RefSeq and is a predicted model, not a curated record.
UUUCAACCCACAACUCCUAAGAAAUUAAAAGUCUUGUCCUCUCUUGCUUUCCAUCUCUAACCAAACAAUGGCAACCCAAAUCACAAAUGAAGAGAAGCAUUUGAAGGUAGAAAUCCUAAACAAGACACAUGUCAAGCCUCAAAAGUCACUAGGGAAAAAAGAGUGUCAACUUGUGACAUUUGAUCUUCCCUACAUAGCCUUCUACUACAAUCAAAAACUGUUGAUUUACAAAGGUGGGGUGGAUAAGUUUGAGGACACUGUGGAGAAAUUGAAAGAUGGGUUAAGGGUAGUUUUGGAAGAUUUUCAUCAGUUGGCGGGAAAGCUUGAUAAAGAUGAAGAUGGGGUUUUUAAGGUGGUGUAUGAUGAUGAUAUGGAGGGGGUGGAGGUGGUGUCUGCAACUGCAGAAAGCAUUGAGACUGCAGAUUUGAUGGAUGAAGAUGGCACCAUUAAGCUUAAAGAAUUGAUGCCUUAUAAUGGUGUUUUGAACAUAGAGGGACUUCAUCGUCCACUUUUAUCGAUCCAGAUAACAAAGCUGAAAGAUGGACUUGCAUUGGGCUGUACGUUCAAUCAUGCGAUCUUAGAUGGCACAUCCACGUGGCACUUCAUGAGCUCAUGGGCCGAAAUCUGCAACGGAUCUAAAUCCAUAUCCGUUCAGCCUUUCCUUGACCGAACUCAAGCCCGAAACACGCGCGUGAAACUAGACCUCACACCUCCGGCCCAACAAAACGGCGAUGCAAAGCCGGCAGCGGCGCCACCGUUGAGGGAGAAGAUCUUCAGGUUUUCGGAAUCCGCAAUCGAUAAAAUCAAAGCGAAGGUAAACGCCAACCCACCGGAGGGAUCCACCAAGCCAUUCUCCACCUUCCAAUCACUCUCCACACAUAUAUGGCACGCAGUCACACGCGCUCGCCAACUCAAACCGGAGGACUACACCGUCUACACUGUCUUCGCCGAUUGCCGGAAACGAGUGGACCCUCCGAUGCCGGACAGCUACUUCGGUAACCUGAUACAAGCGAUCUUCACCGUGACAGCCGCUGGAUUAUUGCAGGCGAAUCCGCCUGAAUUCGCGGCGUCGAUGAUCCAAAAAGCGAUUGAUGCCCACGAUGCGAAGGCUAUUGAGGGACGGAACAAGGAAUGGGAAAGUAAUCCGGUUAUAUUUCAGUAUAAGGACGCCGGCGUGAACUGUGUCGCCGUCGGGAGUUCGCCUAGGUUUAAGGUUUACGAUGUGGAUUUCGGGUUUGGAAAACCGGAAAGCGUUCGAAGCGGGGCAAAUAACCGGUUUGAUGGUAUGGUUUAUUUGUAUCGAGGAAAGGAUGGUGGAAGGAGCAUUGAUGCAGAGAUUAGUUUGGAAGCGACUGCAAUGGAAAAUCUUGAAAAGGAUAAGGAAUUUCUAAUCCAGGAAUAAUAAUGAACAUUCAAAUUGGUGUCGGGUGAGAUUUGUCAAAAUUCCAAGAUAUUCGAUUUCAAGAAUAAAGUCAAACUUCGAAUUGAAUCGAAACCCCCAAAUUCAAAUGUUUAUUUAUUGGAUUUUAAUUUAGUUCAUAAAAUGUUUAGAUGUCAUGUUACAUGAAAAUGUUAUUACGUUCGUAUAUUUUGUUUUAUUUUUAGGUUGUUUCUGUCGUUAAUUUUGGGGAAAAUAACAUGUGUUAUGAGCUUUAUUUUAAGAGUUUUUAAUGUGUGGUUUGUAUA